This is a messenger RNA of Rhagoletis zephyria (snowberry fruit fly), 1796 nucleotides long. RefSeq names its product Leucine-rich repeat 47 (gene Lrr47). Gene Ontology annotation, cellular component: cytoplasm. The record is from RefSeq and is a predicted model, not a curated record. Gene Ontology annotation, molecular function: protein binding. NCBI's taxonomy places the organism in Eukaryota, Metazoa, Arthropoda, Insecta, Diptera, Tephritidae.
AUUGAGUGACAUUUGGACAACAAAAGUAUGUAAAUAAGUUUCACCUAAAAUAUCAGAGUUUCACUAAAAACGCUAAAUAAUUUAUAAACAAUUUCCAAUGUAAAUUCUAUUCUAACAUGAAAAUCCUUUGUGAAACCGUGGUACAAGAUCGACAGACGCAGCGUAACCGCACGCCACGCUAUGUUAAAUCGACACUGGCAGUGGGUUAUAACAAUUCCGCCAAGGAUGCCGACGGCAAUAACACCAAACAUUUGGAAAUUAUGCUCUUUACACCACAAAAUCAAGCGGGCGAACGUUUCAAAGUGACCAAUAAUGUUGAGAAGAUAUUCUCGAAGUUCCUGCGUGACGGCAAAGUCACCAUAAGCUUCAAAGAACCACCAUUAAAUCUUAUGAUUAACUGUGAUCCGAUACAGUUGAAGGGCUUCCUGCAAACAAUCAAGCUGGGCUUGGAGGGUAAAGAUUCCAUAAAUUUAAGACUGAACAUUGCGGCUGCUACCGCCAUACCACAACGUUCGAAGCCACAAGAGAAAAUGACAGUACUGCGACGUGGUGAUUAUCCUGUGAAGGGGUUCCCGCGCUCCUUGAAGUCGUUAAAAAUUUCCAACAUACAAUUAUUGAAAAUCAGUUUCGAUAUUUGCUCCCUACGAAAUUUGACUGUGCUUGAUUUAAGUGAUAAUCAAAUUUCCAGAGUGCCACGGGAGAUGGGCCGACUUUCAUUGGUCUGUUUUACAGUCAACAACAAUCAGCUAGGUACAGCAAACGAUUGGGAGUGGUUACGCGGCAAGCAGAUCCGCAAAUCGCUGCGUGAAUUAGAUUUAUCUGCUAAUGAAAUUAGUUAUUUCCCACUUGACCUGAUCCGACUAGAGCAGCUGGUGGGGCUGAAGAUGAGUAACAAUAAAAUUCCGCGGCUGCCAUUCGGUUUUCGGCGCCUAUGCAAUCUGCGCAACUUAUACAUCGCUUCGAAUCUGCUUACUUCCCUGCCCUCUGAUUUCAAUCACAUGCGCAUUGUCGUACUAGAUGUGUGGGGUAAUAAAUUUGGAAUGAAGGUGGAACAUCAUUUAAGUGAAGAAAACAAUAAACACAGUACGCCAUCAUUAUGGCUUUUGUCAGCGCGCGCAGUUUGCCAAUACAAACUGCCUUACUCAGCAGCCACCAUACCGUGGCUGUUGACUGAUAUUCUGGCAGAAUCGCCACUUUGCGCUUGUGGAAAGGUGUGCUUUGACAAUGUAAUUUUUGAGCGUGCUGUUAUGGCUACACUGGAUAAUAUAAAGACUUUGGUAAGCAGUAGAGAGCAUUUAAUUUACGCUGAUAUCGUACUGUGUGGCGCAGGAUGCUCAGGUCGAAAGCAAUUGCUCAGUUAUGAGCAGCCUUAACGGAAAUUUAUAAAAUGACUGUAAGAGCUUACGCAUUCUAUGUUGCUUCGUGACACUCGGUUUUAUUAUAUCUAUGUUAUAAUUUUAUAUUUCUAGUUACAUAUGAGGCCAUAAGAGUAGAAGUGGCUUAAAUUGUACUUACCUACUUAAAAUAAUUUCAAAUAUGAUACAUUUUAAUUUAAAAGUAACCUGUUUGUUAAUUUUAAGGUACAAAGCUACAUAGCGCACCAUCAAAAUAACGAUAAAGCGACCUUUAUUUUAAAAUUUAUCACAUUUGGAACUAUUUUAAGAAGUUUACACAAAAAAAAUAUAUAUAUUGGAUUGGGCCACUUCUGCUCUCGUGGCCUGAUAUAUCGUUCCCUAUUACAUAAUGCCUAACAAAGUAUGAAGCAAAAAAAAGUAGCAAUAAAAAAUUUUAACAUA